AUGUUUGAUUUCUUCUUGAUUGUUGCAUUUAUAUCAAUCCAUUCAAGCUCACCACCACAUUCAAGAAUUCUCAAGUUCGCUGAUACAACACAAGCAGAAAGAAUCCAUACACAUAAAUUUCAAGAUGGCCGAUGGAAGAUCAUCAUUGAGGCCACGGUAGUGCCGCUGAGACUUUCAAAUUCUCUUGAUUGUGUUAUGUUAUUUCAGAUUGAAUCUUUGAUAGAGGCCAUGACCAACAGAAGCCCCAACCGCGUAAACAAAAUCGUCCAUAGAGUGUUUAGCAGUAGCCAAGUGACAAAUGCGUUACUUAGGAGGGACAAAAAGUUCUCAACAAAAGUGCUUGUUUUUGCCUCAACGAUAUGGAUUAUAAUUGACAAGCACCGUGUGCGUGCCUCCAUCUGUGAUAGUUUGAUGCUCACUCUAACAAUAUUAUUUGUGUGGUCAAGAGAUGCCAAAUUUCUCAAUGCAGUCAUUAUCCCAGAAGAGCCUGUAUUGAAGUUGACAUUUGCAUUGAGGAACAAUAUCAAUAGUGCAUUUGCUACUUUGCAUUACACUGCAUCAGGAAAGGAUGUGAAGAAGUUUUUCUUUUUGACAUUUGGCCUGUUGUUGUCAUCAAAAUUGUGUAGUUGCUGUGAUUUUUUUACACUGUUAUAUUUACCCACACUUCUGCUCCUCUAUGCCUUUUGCUUGCAUGAAUGUGAGGAUCUGGUAACCUCUAACGUGGUGAAGAACAAGAAUUACCGUCAAAUUUGGUAUGUAAAAAUCGGCUCUAAAAGUCGAAUCCUAGUAGGGUGUCUGAUUUCCUUUUGUGGGCAUCCUUUUUUUCCAGGCCGCUUUGUUAUAUAGAAGGUACUACCUUAUAUGUU
This is a messenger RNA of Olea europaea var. sylvestris, 866 nucleotides long. RefSeq names its product reticulon-like protein B3. Bases 1 to 846 code for a protein of 281 amino acids. The transcript has 2 exons. The record is from RefSeq and is a predicted model, not a curated record. NCBI's taxonomy places the organism in Eukaryota, Viridiplantae, Streptophyta, Magnoliopsida, Lamiales, Oleaceae.